This is a messenger RNA of Oncorhynchus nerka (sockeye salmon), 1450 nucleotides long. RefSeq names its product DAN domain family member 5-like. Gene Ontology annotation, biological process: determination of heart left/right asymmetry. The record is from RefSeq and is a predicted model, not a curated record. NCBI's taxonomy places the organism in Eukaryota, Metazoa, Chordata, Actinopteri, Salmoniformes, Salmonidae.
AUGACUUUACCACCACAUGUAGUGAAAGCCCCUUGUUUGGCUAGGUAUUAUUCUGUUGAUACAGGGUACCUCUCAAACUCACAUCCUCAGAGCUUAGCAAAACUCUAUAGGACUACUUCAAAUGUCUUCACCACCUUUCAAACACUCACCUGUAAUAAACGUAAACCCUUUGAAGUUGUAAAUGUCAAUGGAUCUUAUGACCCAGCAGGUGUAGCUCAGUCUGGGCGGUUCUUGAUGUUUAAAGGAAGAUGUUUUUAUGGUAUUAUGUCAUGUUUUGUGUUGAUCCCAGGAAGAGUAGCUGCUGCUUCAGCAACUGCUAAUGGGGAUCCUAAUAAAAUCCUAAAUGCUAGGUGUGAUAUACUGACCAUUAGCAUGGGAAUUAUGACACCUUCCAAGAGGUGAAGGCUGGGUUGGUUAUUUCUUAUAAAAGGCUGCCACCAACUCCAGUGUCUCGUAGCCCAGACUGACAGCAAGGUUUCCAUUUGGAACCUUGAACCACUAAAAUAUAGACAACCAAUUGAUUAUCGAUUUAUUUGCUGCGGAAUAAUUAGUGUUUUCUGAAUCUGGAAGAUUUUCUCUUUUUGUUGGGGAAAAAUGACUUUCUUCAUCAACUUUGUGUUUUUGUCCACAUUUUCUGCCGUGGCUUUGUCUCUUCCAUUCCCUCACAACUCCAUCAAGAGCGUUCCUAAGAAUGGCGCGAGCCGGUACUUUGAAUCAUCCGGUAACGGUCCAGUCGACGAACAGGAGCCUAUUCGGGGAACGGUCAAAGUAGUCAAACUCAACCCCAAUAACCUGGGUCUGUCGGGUCUUUUUAGACGAGGCGGGAUUUCCCCCCGAGGUGCGCCCGGUCCGAGGAUGCCUUUCCCAGCCUUCUUGUCCACGGGUCGCCCUGGCCCUCCUGCGCUCCCUGCCAAAGCAGCUGCGGUGCCUCUGCAUCCACUGUCACAUCUGCACCAAGACAGUAAGGGCAAUGGCGGGGUGGGUAUGAAGAAGAGGCAAGGAUUUGAGAUGUGGCAGAGGGCCAUGGAUAAGAGCGACCACAGUAAGACCAUGUCCAUGUCGCUGCCCCUCAGUCUCAAAAGAUCUGCCAACAGACAGAGCUGCGCCGCCGUGCCUUUUACUCAGCGGAUAACGUCCGAUGGCUGCGACGCGGUCACAGUCCACAACAAACUGUGCUUCGGUCAAUGCAGUUCGCUGUUCAUUCCCUCUGGUUGGGAGUCUUCCAGGCUGACGGGUGCAGGGGGACACCGCCGUGCGCCCUGUUCCCGCUGCGCUCCAUCCAAGGCUCACACGGUGACGGUGCCUCUGCGUUGUGGAAUGGAAGUGCGGGAGAAGCGCGUGAUGGUGGUGGAAGAAUGCAAAUGUGAGACUGGUCGUGAGGAGGGAAAUAUCGAGGCUGUGGCCUCCAUGCACUUGUAACUGAAGAUAUUGUAGUUUAAGGGCGACAUUU